Amoebophrya sp. A120 is the source of this 4743-nucleotide messenger RNA. The record is from the annotation of a GenBank genome assembly. NCBI's taxonomy places the organism in Eukaryota, Dinophyceae, Syndiniales, Amoebophryaceae.
AGCAAAAGCCAACCGCACCAGCAAAAGGGCGCCCGCCACUCUUUUCUGUGUCUCUACUACUUGCAAUGAUUUAUGUUCACGGCAAGCAGACAUACAAACAAAAACAUUGAAGAAAUCCAAAUAUGAAUGCCGUGUAUACGACCCCGUAGACAAGAAGCGACGUUCCACUUCCACCUUCUCUCCAAGUAACAAGCAGCAGUGCUAGCAAGAACGGGCGUUCCAGGCGCAGGGUUUCGUGGUUGCUAAACGGCAAAAAGCUCGACAGAACGCGGCGGGCAGUGCAACCCACACCGACUGUUGAAUAAACCGCAGGCUUGUCCGCGAGAAAGGAUGACGGUCGCGAGUAUCGAAGGGGAAAAAACUGGAUCACAAAACCCAAACUUUUCUACGCGUCACAUACUUCACAUACCCGUACUGGAACUGGUACUGGAUGGGUACAUACUUAUGAUGAUUUCGUUCCUCCGGAAAGGAAAACUGGAUAAGCAUGCAAGUAUCAAGUUAUCCCAUGUUUUAUGUUCCGACGACAAGAAAACAGCACGUCAUGUGCUGUUACAAGUGUAAUGACUGGCACCACACGUUUCAUUGCCUCGUCAUGCUUUUUAGUGUUUUUUCUCUGCAUAGCGACCAGCACCAUUCUACCAAACGUGGGCGCCGCUCCCGGCACCGGCACAGGCGAGCCCGCAAAGGUAAAAAAGAAGAAAAAAAGCAAAGAAAAAGUGGAACAAAAGAAACCCAAAAUCGUCGUCGAGUACCGUGUAUCCACUGCAAGAGCAAUAAAUGUCUACGUCACUGUAAGAAGUUACUUGUAAAAAAUUACGAACGACACGUCGUGCAUAUCUUUCAUCCUUCUUCAUCUAUCUUGCUCCCUCUGGAGCCGCGCGCACGAGGUUUUCUGAUUCGUGCAAGUUCGCUGCAAAGCGUAAGCGAGCAAGAUGAAUUUAGGUAAAAAAUCUAGAUGUCUUUUGGUGCUGACUCUGACAUAUAUCGCAUUUGCACUGGAUGCGGGGGCGUGAUCGAUGAGGAGCGUGUGGAGCGGGUCAGCAACACGAUGGACGGACUGCUGGUAUCCUAUUGUAGUACGCACUCGACUUCAGAAAUGCACCUUGCCACAGCGUAACGUUAACUUCAGUUAUCUCUUUAAGUACACAAAAUAUGAAAGUUUUGAAACUAGCAUGCCAUUAUACGUUCGUACUUCUUGCUACUGCAAAACUUCAACCACAAUUCCAGUCCCAAUUUACGACCGGCUGCACCAAGCUUGCGGACAAGCACCUGGGCAUGAUCAAGCGUCGCAAGCUGGAGAACGACACGCUGAUCUGUAUCGAAAAGAUGCGCGUAUCAAGUGUAAAAAUGUCUGGGCCUGGAAGAUUGCCAGGUUUGUCAUGCACAUUUUGCAUGACUCCUGACGUCUGUGAUGCAUGCCCUAGCAUCACAGGUUUUGUGACGGCUUCCUGAUGCCUAUACCGCAUGACAAAUGCUCUUUCCGUGUAGCAAAACUUGGACUCUCUUUGCUGCUCAUGCAAUACAGAUUUUUUUAUAAUCCAACAUCAGCGAUGACAAGUUGGAUUCUUCCAGACCCAGACAUUUUUACAAUUGAUAGCGCGAUCUCAUGUACGAUACGGUGAAGGGCGACAAACGCGAGCUGGACUGCGUCUUUGGCGGCAACUGCAUCCGCAUCGGGAAGGUCUUCUACCAGAUGGAUCUCACGGAGAACUGGAACCCAGAGCAAGAGGAGGAGGACGAGGGCAGUAGUUGUGCGAUGAGCACGGCGUCUAGUACGGCGAUAUCGACAAAUGUCGAUGCGACGACGUCACUAUCAUCUUCUUCCUCUGGUACUUCUAGCUCGGCGUCCAUGACAGCGUCCCCAGGAAGGAGCUCAGUCCAGACAGAAACUGGUACGGAACAAGCGGCCCUACUGGAAGCCGGACGUUCGUCGGCCGGGGGCAGCAGUAGCAGUACUUCUAGCAGUAGAGGUUCUUGUUCUUCUUCUUCAUCCUAUCACUGCAAAAAUACAACUGAAAAGAUAAUUACCUCCUCCGCCAAACAAAAUAAUAUCAACCCGGUCACCUCGUUGAUCGAAGAACCUAGAUGGCAGGACUUGCGCAAGGCCGCCGCCAGCGUGAAGGCGGUGCUGGAAUCCAUGGGACACUACCGGUAUGCAUUGCAAAAGUAUCGUAGUCGUACUCGCAUAAAUGCGAGUCUAGCAUUACAGAUCUGUUUUCUUACCUCAAUCUGCAUGACAAAUUUCAUUUUUCUUCUAGGAAAAAUUUGUCAUGCAAUUCAUACUAGUACGAUGCUUUUGCAUUGCAUAACCGGCAGUGGCGCCCGGACCAGGAAGAGUCGGAGGAGUCGAGCACCGACGAGGAUGAGCUGACGGAGGAGGAGAAAUUCGCGCGGUGGGUGCGGAAGCUGGAGAAGAUAAAGAACCAGCCGCAGGACCAGAAGCGCGUACUGGACGACUUCAAGAAAAUCGACCAGAUUACCACCAUCGAGGAGUGUCUCAAUAUCAAGGUACGAGAAGAUUUCGAUUUGAUUGAAGUAAUGGGGGUGGAGGAGGUGGAGUUCGGAUUAACAUUAAGUGGUCACUUCUUGCACCCCGCUCGAAUGCAAAAGCAAUCGCUAUCUCAAGCCAUGUUGAUGAACAAGAUUUGACAUGAAGCCGUCUCUACUGAAAACAGUAAACGCUUGCGCAGGUGGAUGCGAAGUGGCAGUUCACCAAUUGGAUGAUCUGGAUGGUGCACCGGGUAUUCUUGAACGAUCCGACGCUGCUCGAACUUUCUUUCGCGGGCACGCAAAUGCCGCCCCCCGAGAACGAGUUUCGCGUUGCCCCGAAGCUGUGCGCCGCGGUUGGGAAAAACCGUUUUCUGGAGCGGCUGUACCUGCAAAACAGCACGCUGCAGUCGGGGGAAGCGGAGGUGCUCGGCAAGUCGCUGCGGGACAACGGCAGUCUGAGAGAGCUGAACAUUGAGGGCAACUACGUGGACGUCAGCGCGCUGUGCACCAUCGCGGACUCGCUCUCCGUGAAUCGAAGUCUAGAGGUUCUGCGCAUCUCCGGGCAGCAGGGCGAGUGCAUGAACAACCGGGGCAUGGGCGCGAAAUUCGAGGAAAUUCUGGGCAGCGCUAUGCUCAAGAACCAGUCCCUCAUCAGCGUCGGCAUCGCCCUGUACAACCCAAGUUGGCGGGACGUCUUGGACCGCGCACUCACCCGGAACAACGACCGAAAAAAGCGCAUGGAACGCAGGAAAAACGGGGUACGCAAAUUUGUAGUUUGCUCAUCAGCAUGGGUGGCUUUUUUUAGAGGUUUGUGUUUCGUUCUUCACGACGAACUUUCUUAAAAGAAACAAGGCGCAGCGGCCGGUGCGGUUUUCGUUUUUAUACAUUCUUAUUCUUUCAUGUAGAAUGGAUCACAUGGCUCAACAACUGCAGGUUCCCUCCGUCAGUACUGCCUCAACGAGUGCGUGUUCCUCGAUGUACGGUGGUGUUAUCCCGACCACCAGUUCGUCGGAGGCCCAAAUAAUCCCGCCACCUUCGCGAAACCUCUCCACUGCUUCCAGCAUCGUGAGCAAGGAUAGUGACGCUGGCGAGCAGGGACAACAUACUAGAGCGGACAACGACGGCAAACACAGCGGACCCUCGGUUUCCGCGUUUCGAGACAAAAUAGAAGGGCGAAACACGAGGCAGGAGGCGAAUCUACAACCGGCAAAGAUGGGCGGAGAAUUAUCAGAUGGCGACCUGCAACAAGCGUCGAAGGGGGAACAGACGACAGCAACACCAGGCGAAGAAGAACAAGACGAGGAGGAGGACGAGAUUGAAAUCGUGCCUCCGGCUCCACAACAAAGCAUUAGCUGGCUGGUCACGGACGAAAACGGGGAGGGCCGCAUCGCUUCAGCAACUCUUCCGUUACCGGCGGAGGACGGAACUGCAGCGGGACAGGAAGAGGAGGAGCACGAAGAUGCUGAGGAAGGGGAAAUAAUCGCAAAUUAUGGCGAAACAGCUGCAGAAGGGCAGGAUGGUAUUUUUCCCGUUGCCAACCAGGAAGAAAAGACGCCAUCGAAGACGGUUGGGGAAUAACGAGAAAGAAAGGCGUACAGAUUUUCCGUGUGCGUUUCGAUUGCGUUUCUGUAGACAUGAAGGUGACGCACAAAAUCGAGUUAUAGAUUGAUACGCAGGGGGACCCGAAAAUCGUCAGCAAAAGCGCACGCUGGUGAGUGAAGAUAGAGCGACUCUGUGAGCUCGACCACGAAUGCAUUUUUUCUAGUGUCUUGCAUCCCUAUUAUUUCUUUGUGAAUCUAUAUCUAGACUUUCGUAUAUAUUUUCACCUUAGUACGAGUAAGUCGUAGAGAAACUCGCAGUCUUUGUUUUCGUGAAGGCUUCGCUUGCGUUGACAUUUUGGCACGAAAACGUACUUAUAGUAUACCAGUUUUCCAGCUCCGAGUGGUUCCAAAGAGCGCCGCUUCUCAAGCUUAGUGCAGUUAGUUUUCCCGAAGCCACAAUCAGUAUGUUGCCCGGUUCCUAAGAACAGACCGUGUAAUGCGAACGCCACAACUACAGGAUCAACUGAAUUCCUUCGUCGGAGCGACGAGCUGCACACACGCCUAUGUACUGAAUGAGUCAUCCAAUUGAAGAUUUUGUUUUGCAACAUUGCUGGAUAAUUUUUUGAAAACAAUUACAACAAGCCAUGGCACCAUCAUGGUGCUAAGUAGGUCAGGCAGCAGCCUUUUGCUCGUUUUCUUCAUUGUGAUGUCC